UACUGAUGUGACAUCUACAGAUGGCUUAGCGGUUGAACACAGAGGAGAGCCGUAUGUACAUGAUCGGAUGAAGUAGCUAUAAAUAUGGCUACAGGCCGUACUGAUGUGACGCCUACAGAUGGUUCAGCAGUUGAGCACGGAGGAGAACCGAAUGUGUGUGAUCAGGUGAAGACUGAGGAGGAUAAAGUUCCUAUAAAUACGGCUACAGAUGAAGAUAACGCUGAUAUAGUGAAAGUUGAGAUAACAGAAGAUCUGUGUGUGAGGCGUCAGGUGGAAGCUCCAGAUUAUGAAACCAGUGACCGUAUCAGCCCAGAUGAAGAUAACGCUGAUAUAGUGAAAGUUGAGAUAACAGAAGAUCUGUGUGUGAGGCGUCAGGUGAAAGCUCCAGAUUUUGAAACCAGUGACCGUAUCAGCCCAGGGCGUAUGGAUGUUGCAUCUUCAGAUGGCUCAGCAGUUAAGCACAGAGGAGAAUCGUAUGUGUGUGAUCAAAUGAAGACUGAGGGGGAUGAAGUUCCUAUAAAUGCAGCUACAGGUAUAUUUACAAACUGCAGUAAUCCUAAUCAUGACCAGAGUGCUGAUACUUCUUUUAAUCUUCUUCAAAAUAAGAGAAGCCACAUGGGAUACUUAUGUUCUGAAUCUGGAAAAUCUUUUACCUUGAAAUCAGCUCUUGGUAAUCGUGUGAAAAUUCAUACAGAAAAGAAAGUAUUUUCAUGUUCUCACUGUGGGAAAUUUUUUACUCGGAAAUCAAAUCUUACUAAUCAUCAGAAAAUUCAUAUAGGAGAGAAAGCUUUUUCAUGUUCUGACUGCGGCAAAUGUUUUAUUCGGAAAUCAAAUCUUACUGAUCAUCAGAAAAUUCAUAUAGAAGAGAAAGCAUUUUCAUGUUCUGACUGUGGCAAAUGUUUUAAUGUGAAAUCAAAUCUCAUAAAGCAUCAGAAAAUUCAUACAGGAGAGAAAGCAUUUUCAUGUUCUGAGUGUGGCAAAUAUUUUACUCUAAAAUCAUAUCUCAUUAAUCAUCAGAUAAUUCAUACAGGGAAGAAAGCAUUUUCAUGUUCUGACUGUGAGUAAUGUUUUACUGAGAAAUCCUAUCUUAAUAGGCAUCAGAAAAUUCAUACAGGGGAGAAAGUAUUUUCAUGUUUUGACUGUGGGAAAUGUUUUACUCAGAAUUCAGAACUUAUUAGGCAUCAGAAACUUCAUACAGGAGAGAAAGCAUUUUCAUGUUCUGUGUGUGGCAAAUGUUUUACUCUAAAAUCAUAUCUCAUUAAGCAUCAGAUAAUUCAUACAGGGAAGAAAGCAUUUUCAUGUUCUGAAUGUGAUUAAUGUUUUACUGAGAAAUCCCAUCUUAUUAGGCAUCAGAAAAUUCAUACAGGGGAGAAAGCAUUUUCAUGUUCUGACUGCGGGAAAUGUUUUACUCAGAAAUCACAUCUUAAUAGACAUCAAAAACUUCAUACAGGGGAGAAAGCAUUUUCAUGUUCACACUGUGGGAAAUGUUUUACUCUGAAAUCACAUCUUAAUAGACAUCAAAAACUUCAUACAGGAGAGAAAGAAUUUUCAUGUUCUGACUGUGGGAAAUGUUUUACUCGGAAAUUAUAUCUUAUUACUCAUCUGAAAAUUCAUAUUAAAGGAAAUAUGUGAAAUCAGCACUUAAGAGUAUGACACAGUUGUCAUCUGCACAAUGUCUAUAGUACUUAUAACUACAUGUCGUCCUCUGUGGUACCCACUUUUGGGACAGUUUGAGGCCCUUCAGUACCUCAAGCGCUUAUAAGAUGGCUCUGGGGAUUAGGUUUCCAUAGCCAAGUGAUCAUAUGGCACACAAAAAAAUGUGUUUUAUUUCAGUAAAAGUUCAUAUAAGGGGGGCCAAAUGUGUAGAUCAAAGUUAGAUAAAAAAAAAUAUCAAAAGGCCCUUAUUUAUAUGUUGAUAAAUCCAACUUUGAAAUGUAGGUACUGUUUGAGGACAUUAUAGUAAGCUGAUCACUGAGGUGACAAUAUUUCCCUAGCUGGAAUUUAAAUUGACCAGGUGUAUACGUUAACAUCGGCUAAAUAAAAUGCAUUGUGCUGAAAUAUAACAAAAAUUAAAAAAAUAUAUAUUUUGAUUUUCAAAUACUAAUUUUUAUUGGCAAACUAAAUUAUUCUCCAUUUCUUCUUAUUUUACAAUGGUUACCUAAUACAGUCACAUUGUAUUGUUUACAACUGUGUUUAUUAAAAUUGUAAUAAAAAUAUAAUUUUUUCA
This is a messenger RNA of Bombina bombina (fire-bellied toad), 2227 nucleotides long. RefSeq names its product zinc finger protein 79-like. Lineage: Eukaryota; Metazoa; Chordata; Amphibia; Anura; Bombinatoridae. The record is from RefSeq and is a predicted model, not a curated record. Bases 85 to 1065 code for a protein of 326 amino acids. The transcript is spliced from 6 exons.